GCGAUGAUCCCGGCGAUGACGUCUCGCUGCCCAUUGGUCGUCGGGGGCCCGUGAUGGCGGGUGCUCGCCUCUGAUUGGCUGAGCGCGGCGAGCCUGGCCCCGAUUGGUGGAAGAUGUCGGGGCUUCCAGCGAGGAGUGAGGACGCUAUCAACGGCGUCGAUGUUAGGGAACAAGGAAGCGCUUUAAGGGUGGCAACCAACACUCCUCACCUGGUGAGCCUGGGCACGGGCCGGCUGAGCACGGCGGUUACCCUGCACCCCAUCAAACAGGGCCGCGUGACCAUCGGCUCGGACCCGACAUGCGACAUCUACGUCCUGGGCACGGGCGUGUCAAACGUGCACUGCCGCGUAGAGAACUCGCAUGGUGUGGUCACGCUAUACCCUGUGAGUGGAAGCACCAUGCUCGACGGUCUGCCUGUCGACAAGCCCACCAGGCUCUCGCAAGGUAGCAUGUUAACCAUCGGCCGCUCCAACUACCUCCGUUUCAACCACCCAGAGGAGGCCAAGCUGAUGAAGUCUGUGCUGCCUUCUGGCCACCUCUCCAUGGCGCCUUUACAGUUUCAGCCAAGCGACUGUGUGCCAGCUUACGCGAAUCACCAUUCAGAACCGACCAACCAAUGUUACCAGAACACCUAUAUGCAGAAAGUCUACGCCGACACCGUCCUAUCGCAGCUAGACCAAGAACUAGACAUGACCCUCAAAGAAAUGUCUAGAAAAAAGCCGCCUGUAGCACCUAGGAAACCCUAUAAAGACCUAGACCAAUCAGAUUCCAAUUCAGACCAAGAAUCCAGGCCCAAAGUCUCUAGUAUCAUGGCCAAAGUGUCAAAAUUCGAGUAUUACGCGAAACAGCAAAAGAGUAUUGGAAGAAGCCAGUUUUACACUUCAAAUGAAAACGAAAUAUCUCCUAAAGUAUUCAGUUCAAACUCUCUUACAGUCAACACCCCUGCAAAAGAUGUCUUAGGGGGCAAAACAGUGCCUAAUUACAUGAAUAAAACAAAACAAGAUCAAAAAGUUAUAUUACUAAACGAAAAUAAUUCAGUAGACCCCAAAAACUGCUCAUACGCCAACGUAGCUAUUAGGAAUAAAACAAAAAUAGACGAUAUUGUAAGAAAUUUCGAUGACAGUACAAGAAACGAUCAUAGAUUACCAAAAAAAGUCAACAAUGAUCAAGUGAAAAACGAUCAUAUUUACGGUAGAAUAAACGCGAAGCAAGAAAGCGACAAGAAUAAUUUUGAAACUUGCAAGAAUAAUGUGGACAACGGCAAGAAUAACAUUGAAACUUGCAAGAAUAAUGUCGAAACUGGCAAGAAUAAUGUCGAAACUGGCAAGAACAAUGUUGAAACUUGCAAGAACAACGUCGAAACUGCGAGAAGUGAUACAGAACAGUCUAGAAAUGAAGCAUAUGGAAGGAUUGGCGAUAGGAAUGUGAAUCUCACGAAGACUUUGACGCUGCCAUCACCGGCGUUUGACAGGAAUCCUCAGUACUCACCGGUGUAUGCGAACUUCCAUAACUAUGACAGAAAUUUGGAGGCCGAAAAUAAGAGGAUCAAGGCGUACCAGGACAGAGUGAAGGAAGAAGAGCAGAAGGAAGCCGAGACAGCACGCCUCGAGGAAAUACUGAAUAUGUGCGCUGAGUACGAGAGGCAGAUCGCGUCAGGUAUCCCCAUCACACCGACAGAGAAGCGGUCGCACAACAAGAUAAUAACCAACGGCUCACUGCCUCGGAGUGGAGCCCUGAAUAACCCUAACUUCGUGCAAACCAGCGACGGGUACUAUAAGUUCGAUACUAGUCAAAACCGCAACAAUUCCAUUAGCAAAUCCCUCCCAAUCCAGAGGAACCUAUCAAGCUACGAGAACUUCGACCUCUCCCAAUCCCCCGAACAAACCACCCCAGAAGUGACGAUCAGAAACCAAAGCAACUACGAAAACGUAGGGAGGAUGGACGAAAUCGGAAUCCCAGUGUUCGAUGACCCCAACGAACUAUCUAGUCCCAUUAUGAUUAGGAAAUACAACCAAAGCACCGAUAGAAUACCCAAUAUGUCCUCCCCGAUAGGCAGUCCUUACGAAAACGUGUAUUACAGGAACAAUGUGUAUGGGAAUCUCAAGCCAAAAUCGCCUAACACCCAAAGUCCCAGGACGCGGAUAAAGACGACUUUCGCUCACAAAAUUCUACCUUCACCACAAUAUUUUAUAUUCCCAACGCCGCCUCCUAAAGAUAAUUCGAAAAUUCCUGAAUUCGGUCAAAGUAGUUCUCCUAGUGACAGUCAAAAGAGUCCAACUCAAAAUGAAGUCAAAAGUAAUGAAAAUAGUCCAAAUGACCACACUGAAGUAACAAGAAGAAAUAAGUGUGAAGGAAUAGAAAAGCAACUUAGUUUAGAAGAAGAAAUCCCAAUGAUCGAUGAUUCAGAUGUAACUAAUGAUAUUGAGUUUAGAUAUUCUAAAAUCAUCACAGAUAAAGACGAAGAAGUAAAAAAGGAUUGGCCUAAAGAGCCUGAGAUAGUUCUGACGAAGAAUCUGAGCUUUGAUGACGUCAAAAAGGAAUUAAUGGCUGAUAUCCCGGAGUUAGAAGAAUUCGAAAAAGACUUAAAACAGAACAAACAAGAGAAACUAAUGAAGCAUAUCACUGAAACUAUCAAAAAGGUCGACGUAGAAGCUGAUUCUAUAGACAGUGCGGUCGUGGACGAUAAUACGGAUGAUCUGAAGACCAAGUACGAUAGUUUGAAAGAUGAAAGAAGGAAAUUGGUGGCUGAAAUCCAUGAAAUCAAAUGCAAGAUGACUGAGAUUAGGGCGCAAGAGGAUGAUAUUUUGAGAGAGCUUGAAAUGGAAAAGGCACUGAUCAAAGGCGAAUACGACUCCGAAAUCGCCAUCUUAAAUAUAGAACAGAAGAAGAAAAUAGAACUGGCUGAGAGUGCGAAGAGGAUAGAAGAAGAAAUACGGCAACUGAAAGAGAAGCAAGAGGCGCGUCAGAACGAGAUGCGAGAUCGGGUGGAGAUCGCUACUAUGAAGGUUGAAAGGCUGGAGAAAGACAUGAAAGACAACACAGCGACUUUGGAAGAGCUUCAAAACGCGCAAGAUAUCUUAGACAACGAGACCAAAAUAUCUGAGGACCUGGAGUUCCAGCAUUUGGAGGAGGAGUCUGAAUUAUUGGCGAACAGAGAAGACAUCCAGAACGAAAUCAUAGUCCUGACCAAGAAGAUCGAAGCACAGAAAUCUCGAAUACUUAACUUGAAGUCGGAAGCGAACAAUAACCUCACUUCAGCUUUAGACGAGACCAAAGUCCUACGGGCGGAGUACUUAAAACUGCUCAACCGCGUCGAAGAACUGACGGGCAAAGUGCAGACCAUAGAGAAAGAACUCAAACCAAUCGUGGCGAAGCUAAACGACAUCGAACGAACCCAAUCGCCAGAUAGCGCGUUUUACACGGACCAAACGCGAACCAAAUCCGGCGAGUUCGGGUAUUCCCCGCAAAGUUCGGACAGCGACGAAAUUGAUAUAACAAAGAUAUCCGAAGAUCACACUAAACAAAUGAAGGAUAAGUUCAACUCGAUAGAUCAGAUGUCGCAGUCGAUGUUCGUAGAAAUCGAAAGGCGAGUGAUUGGUGACAUCGAUCCUAUUGAUAACGAUAAUCGAUACAGCGAAAGUCCGUCUAAGUCUUCCACUUCUUCGAAGGAGAAGAAAGGAUUUUGGGAAAGGAACUUCGAUUCGCUCAAACGUAAGAAGAAACAAAAGACACCGGAGAAAAUCGACAUCAUGUCUCAGAGCUUGAACGAGAAUAUGCUCUUCAAUACUGAGAACAUUGAGACCGAUUUCGACAAGUUCAACAGCUUGAGACAUUCCAAGAAGAAAGAGAAGAAAGAUACUGGACCUGUCAAAAGUAACUCCUCAUCGAAAAUCCCUACAUUUGCCGCGUUAGGGAAGAUCAUGAAGAAAGACUCUUUUGGCAAAAAAUCCAAGGAUCACGUCAAAAACGAUGACGUAACCGAAAACAAUAUCAAAAACCGCUACGUGAAAAACCCGAAACCAAUCCUAACAGAUAACAAAUACAUCAAAGCAAAGUCGCUUUCUCCGGACAAAAUAAACUACACAGAAGAUUUAAAAGAAGAAACAGCAGAAGAAGUAAAAGAGGCGAAUCAGAAUCAAAAAGGGCACGUGACAUUUGAAACCAUGCGUAAAGCGUCCAUAGACAACGCGAAUUCUGCCAAAAUCCUACACAGAAAGAGCUGUGGGGAUGAACCUAGUAUUAAAACCGCUGUGGAUGCGCAAAGGAUAUCUGAUUCCGGGAAGAUUCCUUCUCAGGAUGAUAUAGAUAGGAUUUCCAAGGUGACGAUGGACGCCCCGAUAUUGUCAAGCGAUACUGACAUGAAUUCGCUUGGGAAGAGGACACUGGAUAGUCUAAUGGAGAUCGAGAGGAAGAGGAUGGAAAUGCUGGAAGAACAAGGCUGCCAAGUAAUAGAAAACGAACGUGAGAAGAUAUCAGAACUCAAAAGGCGGGUCCAGGAUGAGACCAAGAAACUCUGGGACCAGAAGUACCGGUCCGAACAGGCCCGGUCCUUCGACGAGACCUGUCAGAUCCAGCCGAGCCACUACGACGAGUUUGACAGGACCAAUGACAGAUUUGACAGAAGCGCUGUGGAGGAUUCCAGUCUGAUUGAUGAUAGCUUCAUGAGCUCGGCCAUUUUUGAGGAGAGGUAA
Ostrinia furnacalis (Asian corn borer) is the source of this 4691-nucleotide messenger RNA. RefSeq lists its product as uncharacterized. The record is from RefSeq and is a predicted model, not a curated record. The coding region runs from base 114 to 4691 and encodes 1525 amino acids. Lineage: Eukaryota; Metazoa; Arthropoda; Insecta; Lepidoptera; Crambidae. The transcript has 12 exons. Gene Ontology annotation, molecular function: protein binding.